Stylonychia lemnae is the source of this 2550-nucleotide messenger RNA. The record is from the annotation of a GenBank genome assembly. NCBI's taxonomy places the organism in Eukaryota, Ciliophora, Spirotrichea, Sporadotrichida, Oxytrichidae.
AUGAGUCGCUCAAUCAAAGAAAGCUAACCAUAUGCCAGUUUAUUACCAUUUGGCUUUUUCGAACUAUAUUUUGAUAGUAUACUAACUAAGACUCACUCAACAAAGAGUUUAUAUAGCCAAUCAACUAAAAUCCCAUAUUAGGAUUUAGCAGAUAAAAGCAAUCUAAUUAGCCAAGUAUUGAAAAACUAAUAAGAUGGAAGUUAGAAUAAAAGGUACAGCAAUAAUAGGCCAAAGUCGAGUGUAUAUGUUCUCAUACCGUCAAAAAAUUAAAAGCGUAUUCAAAUACCUAGAGAGUCUGAGACGUUCAAAAAUAUCAUGGAUGAUAGUAAGAAAAUCAAAGUAUCUUAAAUUAAGCUAGAGGAGAUUAUUUCAGAUGUCAAAAAUGGCUAGGUACCUGAUUUUGGGCUUCCAGAUUAAUUGAACUAUUCUGAUGAUAGGCCAGGCUGGCAUUUAUUUACAACUGUUAUUAGUCCCAAAGGAAAAAAUCCAGCAAGUUUAAUUAUAAUUCAUUACAAAAUAGAGGAUAAGAUAAAUCUUCUUUUCUUAAAAUUCCUGGAUAAAUUCCAGCUAAAGGAAAAGUUAAUAUCAAACCAAUAAUAAAAUAUUCUAAAAAAAUAAGGUUUCAAGAUGAAGAAGCUAAUUCCCGACCAUAGUCCAGAGAGAAAUCUCCUAAUGCAGCAUCUCAGAAAUUGGCCUAAAAGUUUCAGUACUUAAAGGAAGAAGCUGAAAAACUAUUUAAAGAUGGAAAAGCUAAACUUAAGAAUUGAUACAAGCACAAGACUGGGAUUUGAUAAAAAUCCAAUUAUAUCUCCAAGUACCAAAAAGAAAGCUGUAAAAUUUGCAGACUCUCUGAAAGAAAAACUAAAUCCUUAACAGUUGAAGAUGUUUGAAGUUUUCAAAUAGUAUGUGGAUGAAAAUUUUGAAGAUCGACAAUCUGCAAGAGUCAUGGAUGAAAUAAGGAAUAUCAAAGGGAUACUUAAGCAAAACAAUAUAUCACCUAGAAUUUUAGAGUAAUAUGUUAAAAUGAAAUCCAAAAAGGAGGAUGUCUUUUCUCCGUUAACUUCAAACAGAAUAUAAAUGGCAAAAUCUUAAAAUUCAUUCCUUAGUGUUAGUACUCCCAGAAGUGCCCUUAGAAUUGAAUAGUAAAAUACCUAAAGAAGACAGCUUUCAUUAUUUGGACACUAGUUUUAAUUAGAAAAAAGAAAAAUCGAAAGUGAUACUGAUUCUUGUCAAACUGACUCAAUAUCAGAAGAAAGCAACGAUUAAAUUGCACAAUCAGAUGAUAAUAAUAAAACUGAUAAAAUUAAAAAUAAAUUUAUGCCUAAAAAACCGAAAGAGUAUUAUUAAUUCUUAAAGUAAUACCCUGGAGCACAGAAGGUAAAUUAGUAAAAUGUAAAACAGGUAUUAAGCACAUUUAUAUAAAAGCUAAAGAACCUUAAAAAGAAAUUCCUCAUCAAAUUUGAAUUAUUAGAGAAAGAUAUACAGAAAUCUGAGUAGAGAUGCUCUUUAAAAUUAAAAAUAGAAUUGAUAAGUGACAUUAUCAAAAUGCUUCGAGCCAAAAAAUUUGAGUUAUCAGAUGAAAUGUAAUAAAAACUUAUUGACUUUAAGCUAGAGAGAGUUUCAGACACCAUUAAGUUAAUAUAUAAAUUUCAUCCAGUUGAAGUGAUGUAAUAAGAGGAACCUAUAAUCAAGCCUGUUAUUUUAAUAAAGAAAAAGAUAAAUGCUAAUCUUUAGAAUUAAGUAAAUAUAAAUUCAAAAAGGUCUAAGACACCAAUGAUAAGAAUUACGGCACCUAAAGUGCAUAGUAAUGAGAGAAAAUCCUAACUAUCAAAAUUAGAUUAGAAGUUAAGUUCAAUCCUGAGUUCAUAACACUCACCCUAAGGCAGUCCUUAGAAUAAUUACAUGCUGAAUAUAGAUGAGAGCGAGGACAAAACAAAUAUGAAAUUAAAAUCUCCAAAAAGAAGUAUUCAGUAUUUCACUUAGCAGAAUAGCCCAAAUGGUUAUAUGUAAAAAAAUUUCUCAUUUGACAAGUAAACUGAGUUAAAAGUGCAUUUGAAACACUAGCCAAAGAUUAAAAGCAAUAAUUUCAUAGAUAGACUACAACCUCUAAAAAGAUCCUAUAAUAACUCUAAUUUGGAAAGCAACACUGACUAAUCUGAGAGGUAAAAAAUGUCCUCAGUUAGAUAAGGAUCAACUAGAGUAGACGAAAAUGAGUCUUUAAAGUCAGAGCUUCCACCAGUGUAUGUGAAUAGCAAGUUACAAAGGACUUUUGAUAAUGAUAGGUAAAUAAUGACUACUAAUCCCAGUAAUUUUUCGAAAAAGCCAAGAUAAAGUGAAUAGACUUAAUAUAAUGUAGACUUUCUGAAAAAGAUCAUGAUAUCGAUUGCUAAAGAGAACGUAGUUAAAGAGUAGCUAGAUAACAGCAACUACAAUAGAGACUCCAAUAUGUCUCAAAUAAAAAACAGAAACAUCAAAACAUCUCAUUUAUAAAAUAGGAACAAAAUGGGAAGAUUAAAUAGAUCAAUAUUAACAACUAGUGAUUAUAUCUGA